Molecule: messenger RNA, 1480 nt
Organism: Aspergillus alliaceus
Lineage: Eukaryota; Fungi; Ascomycota; Eurotiomycetes; Eurotiales; Aspergillaceae
Product: FAD-dependent oxidoreductase
Exons: 2
Coding region: 1-1437 (478 amino acids)
Molecular function (GO): FAD binding; oxidoreductase activity
Source: RefSeq, a predicted model, not a curated record
AUGGGGAAUACAGCUAGUGUAGCAGGGCAUGGCUGCCUUGUAUCCGCUGUUGCGGGAAACAGCGCACGGGUACAAGUUGAGGGCGGGCCUUUACUGGGCCUCAAUGGUGUGCAUCCGUAUAACUUGAAUUUCCCCGUGAAGCCGGUUGCGGUAACGUUCCCGGAGACGUCGAAACAAGUUGCGGAUAUCGUGAAAUGCGCUACUGAGUAUGGGUACAAGGUUCAAGCGAGGAGUGGUGGGCAUAGUUACGGGAAUUAUGGGCUGGGUGGUAUGGAUGGUGCCGUGGUUGUUGAUAUGAAGAAUUUCAAGCAAUUUUCAAUGAACAAGAACACGUACACUGCUACGAUUGGCCCUGGCCUCAGCAUGAGGGAACUUGACAUGCAUCUGUAUAAUUCGGGGAAAAGAGCGAUGGCGCAUGGGAUCUGCCCCGGCGUGGGCGUAGGAGGCCAUCUGACUAUCGGAGGCAAAGGUCCAACGUCUAGGCAGUGGGGACUUGCUUUGGAUCACAUCGAAGAAAUUGAAAUUGUUCUCUCCAACUACAGUAUUGUCAAAGCAUCAGACAGUCUCAAUCCCGACAUCUUCUUUGCCGUCAAGGGUGCUGCCGCAAGCUAUGGAGUUGUUACCGAGUUCAAGGUUCGCACAGAGCCAGCACAGAAGCAGGCUGUCCAAUAUUCAUAUACCAUUAAUCUUGGGAGCAUUACCGAGCGGGCACGGCUGCUAAGGGACUGGCAAGCAUUCGUUGCGGAUCCCCAGCUGACACGCAAAUUUGCUGGCAGCCUUAUUGUGUUCCCAAAGUCGAUCGUGAUUACGGGUAUAUUUUACGGCACAAAGGAUGAAUAUGAUUCCCUAGGCCUGGAAGAACGUUUCCCCAAAAGCAAUCCCGGAAACAUAGUGAUAUUGACCGACUCACUUGCAAUGACCACCAAUGCCGUUGAAGAUGUAGUCCUAGGAAUUACAACUGAUAUCCCGUGGUAUUUCUACUCUAAAUCAAUCGGCCUUUCGCGCAAGAACCUCAUCCCACUAUCCGGAAUGGAGGAUAUCUUAAAUUAUCUCGAUGGUGCGCCGGUGGGCCUCGACUUUUGGUUCGUUACUUUCGAUCUGGUCGGUGGCGCCGUGAAUGACUAUGCUACAAAUUCUACCGGGUAUCCGCAUCGUGAAAUCCUUAUCUGGGUGGACGCUAUGCUGGGUGGCAUCAUUAUUCCAACCACAAAACCCCAAUAUGACUUUCUCGAUGGAUUUUGGCAUGCAGUCAUUCAGGCUCUGCCAUUGCCAGAGUCAGAUGUUCCUGUGUAUCCAGGUUAUGUGGACCCUCGGUUACCGAACGCUCAACGCCAUUACUGGGGACCUAACCUCUCCAGGUUAGGGCAAAUAAAAGCGGCUGUGGAUCCUGAUGAUGUGUUCCAUAAUCCUCAGGGUGUGCAGGUUGGGCGGACUUGAAUGAGCCGUAUCAUUUCGGCCGAAGAAUUGUAUAUCUGUAUUU